AUGGCUGGGCGCAGAGCACUGCUGGAUGGGCCCCUGAUGUGCCCUGAAUCUCACGCCUCACGGAGCGGAGCCCUGCUGUGUCUAAUUCCUCCUGACAUGAUCCCAAACAACAGAACACUGAGCCACGGCUCCACGGCUGAGGUCCCAGAUUCACCCGUACUUCAUGACUACGCGGAGAAGGAGAGGACGACGACCAUGGCCAAGGCCUUGGAGGACCUGAAGGCCAACUUCUACUGUGAUCUGUGUGACAAGCAGUACUACAAGCAUCAGGAGUUUGACAACCACAUUAACUCUUAUGACCAUGCUCACAAACAGAGGCUGAAGGAGCUGAAGCAGAGAGAGUUUGCCCGGAACGUGGCCUCUAAGACCAGGAAGGAUGCGCGGAAACAGGAGAGAGCACUCCGGAGGAUACAUGAGCUGGCCGAACAACGCAGAGAGGUCCAUUGCGCUCCAGGCAGUGGCCCCAAGUUCAAGUCCACUACGGUGGCAGUGGAGGGCAGUUUCAGAGACAGCUGUACCGAUGGACCUUCAGAGGAGUCCAACAACCCCACAGUUCUGGAGACAGGAACCCACAACCACACCAGCACCGGCACCGGCCUGGCCACCAACAGCAAGACCCAGAAAACACUAUACUGGCCUUACACGGGAAAGGCCAAGAAACAAACUUACAACAGGCACAAAAUAGCAUUCUCAUUCUCCUUCCCAAAGAAAGCAUCCAUGAAGCUGAAAUCUUCGGCCGCCGCGUUCUGUGACAACACAGAGGAGGGUUCCAAAGAAUGCGUCAGAAGACAGAAGCUCAGAAUGCCCCUUGUUGAGUUGAACAUUCUGGACUCUCCUACUGCAGAGGAAAAGGGACUGGGUCAUGGGACUGUGGAGGCUAUUGACACUCAGCCUGGUGAUCUCAGCCCAAACAGCGUUAGUUUUAGUGAGUGGAGCCAGAGGUCAUCAGAUGCACUAGCCAGGUCUGACAUCCCGGUGCCGCCACAGUGCUCACAUUUGUGUUCUGUGCUAGUUAACUCUGAGGAUAUGGCCAGACCUUAUGUGUCCUCCGUCUCCCAAUUACCUGCAUUCCCAGGCAACCCAGACACAGUACUAGAUAGACCGAACUCUGAGGAAACACAGAGAAACAGCCCAACAGGGGCCGAGCCGGAAUUAAGCAAACUCCAACAAGAUCAUAAAAUAGAGGAGAGUGUCUGUGGGGAAGAGGACUCCUCCAUUAGCAGUUUCUCUUCUGAGGUCGUCUCCGGUUCUGAUGGUCCCCCUGAGAACGGCUCCUCCUCUCAAUCCUCUCAGUGUCCUGGGACUGCGAGAGAGGAACAGAAAGGAGAAGACAUUACGGUGGUGGUGAAGGCCCUGUCUUUCACCAAGCCCAGCCAGCCCUUCUUCUCUGUGCUCAGCAGAGAUGGAAACACUGUUCUCCAGUGGCCUACAGAGAUGUUGACCUUCACCAGGACAGAGCCCUGUCUCUCCUACAGCUGCAACCCCCUCCAUUUUGACUUUAGGGCCUCACAGCAAUGGCAGAGCAGGGCGAAGGUUAGUGUUGGUGACAGUCAGAGUAAUUUAUCUGUGGCUUUGUGUAUCAGCUCAACCUCUGUCUGCGCUGAGGAACCAACAGAUGUUGACAACAAGCACAACAACAAGGCCUGCUCUGGCCCAAACCAUCAGAGCCCUAUCAGAGACGGCAGGGAGGCAGUGAAGAGGAAGGAUUGUCUCAUAUGUGAGCACCACACGAGUGACACAGACACAGAAAGUUGCAGCUUGCGACUUAAGAGACACAGCAGUGGCGGAUAUAGUAGGCACUCAAAAGGUAGGACUCAAUCUGAGAAAAGAGCAGCAGGUGGCGAGAAAUGGAAAUCCAGAGACAGGCGCCAUUAUAGGAGCCACAAGAAGAAGGGGAGGAGGAGGAGGAAGAGGGGGAUGAGAGGAGGGGGUGAGGAAGAAGAGGAGCACCACAGAGAGAGGGAGACGGAUGGAGGGUUGGAGAGCAAUACAGAGAAAUGCAACACAUUUCAGAGACGGUCUGAGUGUUGGGAAGGACUUGAUUGCCAAUUUAGAGUCCCCACUUCACAGCAAGUGCAGCCAUUAGAGAAGUCAAAGCAAUCGGCUGAGGACAGCGGCUGCGCUGCUCCCUUUGCCGCGGAGGACAGGGAGAGGGAGAGGGAGAGGGAGAGAGAGAGGGAGAGGGAGAGGGAGAGGGAGAGGGAGAGGAAGAGGGAGAGGGAGAGGGAGAGGGAGCGGGUUGUGGAGAGGGAGGAAGAGAGGAGAAGACAGGAAACAGCAGGCAGAGUAAACGGCUCAGCGGGCAGCCUCAGCCUCUCGGAUGAAAAGGUGUUUGGGAAGAGCGUCAGGAGAGACCCGGUCCAUCCAUCAACAGAACAGAGAAACACUGCAGGGCAUGGCUCAAAGAGCUCCCAGAGUCACAACGACACCCCUUGCCCUGAGAAACCUCCUGGGGUUGUUAGACAAAACCCAAGCAGAGUGAUGACUGUCACGGCACCAGAGAGCUUAGUCACCGUUACCCCAAAACUAAGCAUGGCCCUUUCACCCGAGAGGCUUGGUGAAGACUUGUGUGAGCGCAGGGUCCGGAAACGGAAAAGGACAGCAUCAAUGUCUCUGGCUGAUAAGGAGCAGGGCCUUGACCUCCAGGGUCCAUGCACUCAGUGUCACAAUGCUCUCAUCUCAGACCCUCCUGUAGGUCACAAUGUUCACAUCUCAGACCCUCCUGUAGGUCACAAUGAUCUCAUCUCAGACCCUCCUGUAGGUCACAAUGAUCUCAUCUCAGACCCUCCUGUAGGUCACAAUGUUCACAUCUCAGACCCUCCUGUAGGUCACAAAGCUCUCAUCUCAGACCCUCCUAUGUUUCACAGACAGAAAACCAGUCAGCACAGUCCCCAGAGCCACCCCACCCACCAGGAGUGCCACAGCCCCCAGCAUACCCAGAUUCAGAGGUUUCAUCUUGGGGUUAGGGUUCAGGACGAGAGAGGGUUCAUGGAGAGCCUGAGACCUGGCGGUACUAACGUUACAGCUGGCCCCUACCACAAUCACCGACCGCCAUGUUUCCAUCCGCUGCACCUGUCUGACGGCAUAGAGAAACACCACUGUCUCGUUCAGAUCCAGACCCACAGGCACGUCCUCCACCACCAUCAGCAACAUCAGGUGUUCCCUGGAAAGAUGAAGCAAGUUCUGUCUGGGUCUCCUGUUGCGGUGUCCACCUCCUGUCCUCCCAUGCUCCACCCCGUCCACCUGUCUCCAUCCCCCAUGCCGCCCAUGUCCCCCAUGCCAACCAGGUCCAUCACUAUCCGACACACCAUUCUACAUCACCAACAUCACCACCGUGCAGCCUUCCUCCCUACUCACCCCCAACCAACUCUCUUACCCCAUGUUCUUCCUGUCCCAGUCAGCAGCCUGCCUAUUGGGGCAGAAAUGUGUCCCUCUGGCCCCUACCCACCUCCUUUUGUGACCUCACCACCACAACUCUCGGUAAUGGCCCCGCCCAGUUUACACCACCACCCAAUGGCGGUGACAUUCCACGCCAUGCCCCGUCCAGCCAUGUUCCCCUCCAUGCUGCAGCCACACCCACAUCCCACUGUCAUCCCUCUACAGCCCAUGUUUUGA
Oncorhynchus nerka (sockeye salmon) is the source of this 3615-nucleotide messenger RNA. RefSeq names its product zinc finger protein 804A-like. NCBI's taxonomy places the organism in Eukaryota, Metazoa, Chordata, Actinopteri, Salmoniformes, Salmonidae. Bases 1 to 3615 code for a protein of 1204 amino acids. The transcript is spliced from 6 exons. Gene Ontology annotation, cellular component: nucleus. The record is from RefSeq and is a predicted model, not a curated record.